CAAGGAUACGGAGGGUUUGGCAUGCAGCUGCAACACCCGCCACCGAUGUUUGGUCUACCAACUCAUGCGCAGACAGGACUUCCGCAGCCACUGUAUAUCGGAGGCCAGUUUCCGGGUAUGCAUCCCAACCUUCAGUCAUCAGUGCAGACAUUAAGUUUAGCAGAGAGGUUGGCGGAUAUCAUUCUAGAAGCCAGGUAUGGCGCCCACAGGAAACAAAGGAGAAGCCGGACUGCCUUCACAAACCAGCAGCUAGCAGCACUGGAGAAGACAUUUGCCAAAACCCACUAUCCAGACGUUGUCAUGAGAGAACGUUUGGCAAUGAUGACCAAUUUACCUGAAGCUAGAAUACAGGUUUGGUUCAAAAACAGGCGAGCCAAAUAUAGGAAAAAACAACGGGCUGUUAAAGGUAAAGGGAAGGAGUCGUCACAAGGAAACACAAGCUCUGCAUCAGCUUCGGAGUCGAAAGAGGAACCUGGAGAAGAUGUUGGGAGAGAGGAGGGGUCCGACAAGGAGGCAAAAUCGGCAAAUGAAGAGGACGAGGAUUCAGACGGAAAUGACGUGAUGGAGGAGGGGUCUGUGUCUGUAGAUGUGGAAUCCAUGGAGGGGAAUGGAGAGUGUGAAUCUGUGACGGACAAUGAUACCACUGUGGACAGCAUACAUAGCGAAGAACCGAAGCUAAACGAGAAGAAGCAUGCCCACAGUGAUGACAGUGACUACCCGGCGGUUCUGGACAAGAAAGUAGACGAGACGGAGAAAUCCACUACGCCACUCUCUCAGGAACCCACGAGAUGUAACGAAGUUGACGUGAUUACCUUCCAUGGUCAGCAAAAAGGUGCGGAGACCAGUUACCAUCGAGCGCCAAUGCCAUAUCAGUACCCCAUUCCUCAGUUAGGCCUGUUCAACUUUCAACAACACGCUUUCGCAAGCGCCAUGUUCCAGAAACAACUACAGAUGCAGCAAUCGGGUGUUCCCCAAGUGCCCCUCUUCCCGUUCGCCUCAGGAGGAAUCAACCCCCUCAACGGAUGGCCUUCGUACUACCCUUCUUCCGGUUUACCGGAAAUUCCAGCUCCACCAACCUCCAGACCAGAACCACCAAGGCUGCCUCCUCCAGCACAUGCACCACCACCACUUAACAGUUCUCCCAAUCAAACAAAAGACGCUCUUCUUACAUCAAGUAUAGAAAGUUUGAGGUUCAGGGCAAGGCAACAUGCUGCUUCCCUUGGAUUUUAUGACAACGUAUAAUAUGAUGUCAAUAUGUUCAGUGACAUUUAAAGAUGCUUACAAACAACGUUGUCAUGAUACAAUGCGGAAUAUACGUAUCUUAGGUAUUAAAGAUGCCUAUUUCACGGUGAAUGCCAUAUCUUGUUCCACCAAGAUAUUCCACUCGUUUCCGAUGCACGGGGAUUGCUAUAUCUCUCUCCAUUCAGCAUCAAGUUCUGUUUGCCUGAUGUACAUUGAAUGCCAGAAAUCUACUCCAAACCAAGAUCUUAUUCCGUUAGCCCAAUGUCCGGUGAUGGUCAAAUCUGCACACCGAUCAAGAGCUUCCACUGUUUGCCCGAUGGACGAGUGUUGUCAUAACCGUAUCCCCAUGUCCACACUGUUUGCCAGAUGUACAAUGAAUGUCAAAAUACUGCUUCCCACCAGGAUCUUCCAGUGUUGGCUUAUUAUAGCCUGAAUACCCAAAACUGCAUUCCACCAAGAUCUUCCGCUAUUUGUCUGAUGCAAUGUGAAAUUAACAAACCUGCUCACUGCCAGGAUCGUCCAUUGUUUGAUAAUCCACGAUAAACUUUUAAACCCACAUCUACCAAGAUCUUCCAUUGUUUGCUUGAUACACGGUAAAUUUACAAACCCACUCCCUACCAAGAUCUUCCAUUGUGUGAUGAUCCACGGAAAAUUUACAAACCUACUCCCUGUCAUUGUUUGGUGAUCGACGGUAAACUUACAAACCCACUCCCUACCAAGAUCUUCCAGUGUUUGAUGAGCCACAGUAAACUUUCAAACCAACUCCCUACCAAGAUCUUCCAUUGUUUGCUUGAUACACGGUAAAUUUACAAACCCACUCCCUACCAAGAUCUUCCAUUGUGUGAUGAUCCACGGAAAAUUUACAAACCUACUCCCUGUCAUUGUUUGGUGAUCGACGGUAAACUUACAAACCCACUCCCUACCAAGAUCUUCCAUUGUUUGCUUGAUACACGGUAAAUUUACAAACCCACUCCCUACCAAGAUCUUCCAUUGUGUGAUGAUCCACGGAAAAUUUACAAACCUACUCCCUGUCAUUGUUUGGUGAUCGACGGUAAACUUACAAACCCACUCCCUACCAAGAUCUUCCAGUGUUUGCUUGAUCCACGGUAAAUUUACAAACCCACUCCCUACCAAGAUCUUCCAUUGUGUGAUGAUCCACGGAAAAUUUACAAACCUACUCCCUGUCAUUGUUUGGUGAUCGACGGUAAACUUACAAACCCACUCCCUACCAAGAUCUUCCAGUGUUUGCUUGAUCCACGGAAAAUUUACAAACCUACUCCAUGUCAUUGUUUGGUGAUCGACGGAAAACUUACAAACCCACUCCCUACCAAGACAUCAGUAGAAUUGUUUCAUCAUCGAACAUGCCUAUUGCAACCAUUUCCUAUUACUGUAAUAUCUCACAGCAGACUGUCAGACAAGCGUCGUUUUCCGUUGUUCCCGUACAGUGAAAACAACAAAACAACACCCCAAUACGAUUAAGUCUUGCAUCGGAAGAACGAUUUCUUAUUUAGACCCGAUUUAUUCACAUACAAAUUUCUGUCCACUUUACUUCUUCUCGUGGUCUUUGAGUCAACCUUUUCAAACAUAAACGCAGAUACAGUGAGAAAGCUGGACACCUUCCUGUUUCAAGGUUCAUAACCUUAGGCAAAAGAAGCGGCAGAAUGUCACUGUAAACGGAUUUGUAGUUAAUGUAUUCGGAACCAGUCGGACAGUUACUGUGGUGCAGCAGGUUACUACGAUUUCGCCGCUAACUAUUCUGUUACUUAUUCCACUUACAUCAUGCCAUGUUGAUAACAUCUAUAUCUUCGACUCAGCCAAUUCGUGGCAUUGUUAUUAAGGAAUCGUCAGACAUUAACUGUAUUAACUUUGGAUUCCAAGGCGACAGCAGGUGACCGACAUGUCACUUGAGCAGUGUUUCAUAAUGAAUAUAAACCUACGUUUAUGCAUUAAGCUAAAUACCCAUCCCUCAGGGUACCCUUUUGUGACGUAUAUUAGAUAAUACAUUGUAGUCGUAUUGUUCAGGAAUAUCUGCACAUAAUCAUUGUGAUAUACUGUGAAAUAAAUUCUAACUGUUAUAUGCUGCA
Messenger RNA from Haliotis rubra (blacklip abalone), 3326 nucleotides. RefSeq names its product diencephalon/mesencephalon homeobox protein 1-like. Gene Ontology annotation, molecular function: RNA polymerase II transcription regulatory region sequence-specific DNA binding; DNA-binding transcription factor activity, RNA polymerase II-specific. Gene Ontology annotation, biological process: regulation of transcription by RNA polymerase II. The coding region runs from base 22 to 1242 and encodes 406 amino acids. The record is from RefSeq and is a predicted model, not a curated record. Lineage: Eukaryota; Metazoa; Mollusca; Gastropoda; Lepetellida; Haliotidae. The transcript has 5 exons.